UGUCCAUCGGCGUUUGCGGUGUGUCAGUGUAUGUGUGUGUGUGUAGUUGUGUAUUUUUAUCGUGGGUCUACAAUUCGCCGUCAAGCAGUGGUGCUAAACCGUCGCCGAACAUUGGGAAGCAUCCUGUCUAGCUCCUUCCGUCCAGUUUUUGCUCUCGCUUGCUUUGUCUAUCAUUAUCAUUGCAACAGACAAAAAAGCAGGUGCGGGAGCGUGUGUGUUUGUACUUAAUAGCCCGCGAAGGUAAUGUGUGGCAGUGUGUAUGUGUGUGUGCACCUUAAUGCGAGUUGCUUGCAACGAACGGCACAGCGCCUCUACACAACAAACCUAUCAACGCUGGCUGGCCGGAAGGGAAGCGACGAUCCAUCCAGCCGCAAACAGGGCAGUACAGGUGUGUGAGUGUAUGGCUGUGUGCUGUGCGACGAUCAAAGCAAGCGGCGAACGAACGAAAACGAACAUUAGAACGUGUGUUGUGUUGUACGAUCCACGAUUGCACGGUGCUUCCCCUUACUACGUGUACGUGUGUCCGUGUGUGUCGUUGUGUGUGCUAUUGUGUCCGAUGACAACACGCGUCAGCCUUUGCUAUUUAUCAUCCGACACAGAGUGAGCGCGGGCGCGCGCGCGAGAGAGAGAGAGCACGAGCAGUAGGCGCUUUGUUUUCCAUUCCAUUCGCUGCGGCGGCGGUGUGAAGGUGGUUUGGUUUUGAUGUUGCUUUUGCCUUGUUUUUGCAGACCAUUUUAGAACGCGCGCGUUCCGUGUUUCCCAAGCCCCAACUUCGUCAGCCACUCAUCUAUUCUUUGAUUGUGUGUGUGUGUGUGCAUCUAUGUGUGUGUCGCGUUUGACAGAUUUGACAGUUCGCUCGAGCAAUAGAGGCAGCAGAAGCAGCAGCAACAACAACAACAACACGACCACCAUCGCCAAAUAGAGGCAGCAGCAAGCAAAAAAAACAUUGCAAACGAAAGAAAGAGAAAGAGAGUCUAUAUAUAUAUGUGUGUUUGUAUGUGCGAAAUAGAAAAGCAGAGCGGAAGACGGGUAAAGUCGUGAGUAAUCAAUUCGCGCAACAUUUUUCGGCUGCCCAGUAUCGUCGCGUGCGUUUGCGUGUGUGUCUAUCGAGUUUUCUUUCGUUCGCGUUUUUCUUUUUAUUCGCCACCCUCCCGGUCGUCGUAUCAACCUCCCCCCGGCAGGCGGUUGCCCUGGUUCUGGGAGGGUUUUUCUUUUUUUUUUGUUUCAAUUAUUGUACUGGUUCUGUGCUGAAUGUGUGUGAUCUGAUAUUGCAAAAAAGGUGCAAUCACAACACGGCCCAACAGUGCUUCCCACACAUACACAUACACACACACACACGCGCGCGCACGCAGUGUACCGUGAUCCCUCUAUCGGAAGAGGUUGUCCUCCUUCGCCGUCCGCUCUCACGUUUUGCGUAGUGAAGUAGCUGUAGUACGCCCACCACCAUCACCACCAUCGACAUCUUCGCGCCCCGAACAGUUGGAAGACGAUCGUGCGCAGGAAAAGUAAAGGAAAAAAAGAGGGACACGUCGUCGAACGUCUCAGACAGUACCGAAUUUGUCAUACAAUAAGCGUGUGGAAACAAUAUACACACGCACACACCAACGCGGAUCGUUGUAGGAAGUGGCAGCAGCAGCCCGUUUUUAGGUAGCAGCGCUCUGGAAGGUUGCGCGAGCUUGUUUCGGGGGGACCCUUGCAGCUGGCUGUAAAGUGCACUGACACAGACACACACACAGAGACGUGCGCAUACACUCGAUCUACAACUUAUCUGUCCCCCUCCCACCCCCACCCCUCGCCCUUCGUCGGAACGCUGUGUCACCGAGUCACAAGCGAUCGGCGACCUUCACUGUGUGCGCACCGUUUUGCUCGAUGCGUAUUGCUGCGAGAGCCCCCGCGAGAGCCUCCUGCUGUGCACUUGCACUUGCGCCCGUUCGCAUCAGCUGCCCGCCACCACCACCACCACCCCCAGCCAGCUGUGAUCGGUUAGCUCUGAUGGAGAGGAAUCUCUAAUGCUACAUCAUAAUCUGCGCUACACACCGACAUCAGCUCGAGAUGCGAUACUUCACGCGGAACUUUAAUGCCUUCGCCUGCUGCUGUUCGCUGCUGCUCCUACCGCUCGGCGGCCUUGCCGAUGUGGAGCGGGGCGCCCCGGAAGCCCCGGCGAAGGCACCCAUCCACCAACACCAACAACACCAUCCCCACCAGCAGCCCCAAUCAGUCAAACUCCAUCAACCGGCGGUGCCGUCCUCCGCCGCCUACCAUCAACCAGCACCCGGCACCGGUGCCGCCCAGCAUCCGGAUGGGCCAGCGCCGCAACAGCCGGCCCAUUACCAUCAGCAGGCGGCGGCAGCGUCCGCGUCGUCCGAUCGGUCCCUGUCCCGGCAGCCGCCCUCCUCGCUGGCGGCCACCUCGGCGCCACCCCGGCCGCUCGAAACGCGCAACUCCUACACCGUGCUGAGCCAAGCGAUGUCCCAGGCAGUGCAUCACGAAUUCGAUUUCCUAUUUCUCAUUUCAGGCACGUACGGGAGCGGGGCGAUGGCCGGCGAUGCCGGCAGUGCCUGCACGAUCGACGACAUCGACUGUCUGGCGCACCACGACCAGCUCGGGAUGGAAGCGAUCCGUUCGUUGCAUCAGCAGCUCGAUGACGAUGAUAACGGUGACAUCGAUCUUUCCGAAUCUGACGACUUUCUGAGGGAAGAACUGAAGUACGACUCGGGCUACGAGAAGCGCCACAAGGCGUUCCAUUUCAACGACGACAUGCACAUCUCGGUGAAGGAGCUGUGGGAAGCGUGGCUCCGAUCGGAGGUGCACAACUGGACGGUGGAUCAGACGACCGAGUGGCUGGCGCAGAGCGUCCAGCUGCCCCAGUACGUGCCCCUGUUCCGGCUGCACAAGGUGACCGGGAAGGUGCUGCCCCGGCUGGCCGUGAACAACAUGCACUACGUCAGCAACGUGCUCGGGAUAAAGGAUCCGAUUCACAAGCAGAAGAUAGCGCUCAAAGCGAUGGAUGCCGUCCUGUUCGGGCCACCGCGUGAAACUGGAACCCGGUGGAAAGAUCUGCUGCUCGUCACGCUCCUUCUGACGGCCAUCAUAGGCAGCUGGUAUGCGUAUCAUCAGAACAAGAGCGCCAAAAUACACAUCCGCCGCAUGGCGAAGGAUGUGGAGGGUUUGCUGAAGGCGGAAGUCGCCCUGAAAGAGAUGCAGAAGGAGCUGGAACAGGCCCGGAUCGAGCAGGAGAACGUGGGCAAGGAAAAGAUGGACCUCGAGCGGCGCCUCCGCGAGGCGCCGACCCUGUCCUCCUCCAGCUCCGACCUGGAGCUGCAGCAGCUGAAGCAGGAGAUCGAGGUGCUGCGGUCCGAGCUGAACCGGGCGGAGGUGGAGAUCCACGACCACUGCUGGACGCCGCCGCAGGGGCUGCAGAGCUGGCUGCAGCUGACGUACGAGCUGGAGAACAAGCACCACAUCCGCAAGCGCAUCAUGGCGGAGAAGCAGCUCGAGCAGGCGCGGGAAGCGUGCGAGAAGCUGCGCAAGAAGCGCUCCAGCCUGGUCGGUGCGUUCGUGUCGACGCACGGCAAAAGCAUCGACGACGUCGACCGGAGCAUCGUCGAGGCGCGGAACGCGCUCAACGACGUGACGAACGAUCUGCAGGAGCGGAUGCACCGGUGGAAGCAGAUCGAAACGAUGCUCGGGUUCGGCAUCGUCAACAACAGCGGCAUCGCGCACCUGGAGAAUCUGCUCUACAAUCGCAACGGCGUCGCCGGCAAAACGUACCGAUCGCGACUGUCGAGUAGCCAGGACGAUCUGGACGAUGAUUCCGUGCAAGCCUCUUUCAAAUGGCCCGAGCUGAUAGCACGGACCUGGUCGCCCUGGAAUCCCCAACGGUACCUAUUCCACCGUCAGCUUCAACAGUCUCGACGCCCGCGUCGUUCGCACCGGGCGCCGGUGGCGGCGGCGUCGUUGUUGUCGCUGGCAGCGCCGGCCCCUACCACCAGCAGCAUGUGCAGCACCAGCUCCAGCAGCGGUUCGUCGACGGUAAAGUUCCACAGCAACAGCAGCAGCAGCAUCAACAGCACGGGCCGGAUCUAUACCAGCCUGCUCGGCGAAACGGAGGCGGCAGCCAGAAGUCUGCGCCGGUGGCCCUCGGAGACCCAGUCGCUGCCGGCGGUGGAGGCGGCGGCGGCGGCGGCAUCGGCUUCGGCGCCGGCGGCACCCUGCCCCAGCUCGACGAUGCCGGCUCGACGGACUCGUCCCUGUUCGACGAGGACGUUAAGAAGCGCCCCCGGAAGCUGUUUUCUUUCGGGAAGCGGUUUGCCAAGUCGAAGAAGCAGCAAUAGCAGUGUCAGCAGCAGCAGCAGCAGCAGCAACAACAACAGCAACAGCUGCAGCAAGGACGCCAACAGCGCGCCGCCGGGCGGGAACGUUAACGCUCAGAAACUGGACGACGACAUGCCGCGGCCCGGCCAGCGACGACGCCGGCACCAGCGACGACGAUCGUGGUUCACAUCAUCACGGCAAGGGGACAGCACCAGCAACAGCACAGGCGUACGACGGUUCCCACCGACGGACACCCAUUUGACAUAGUACUUCCGUUACUUAGGUUUUUAGAGUCUACAGUUCUUAGGGCUAACUUAACUUAAGGCUUUUUACACACCCAUACACAAAAAAUCACACACACACAAAACACAUCAAAACUCGCACGCGGUACCGUAUGCGAUAUAGGGGGAAACGGGAAAGGGAAUACACUCGAAAAGGGGCAGCUCAGCUUGGGCAGCCGGGUUGUGUCUAGACACCCAGAAGCUGCGCGCGAGAGCGUCCCUCCGACACCAAACGGCUGCAGGAAUCUUUGACCAAUAUUUAUUGACUUUGAUAUAUGUUAGGUUAUGGUUUAGCUUUCUCCCGAGCUUGAGGAAGAGCGGGGUUAAGUUUGCUGGUAGAAACGGUAAGCGGAGCGAAAAAAACAAAGAGGGAAAGAGUAGAAAGAGCCGCUUUUAGUUGCGUUUGUGUGUCUGUAGUCUUCCGCAAAACUGUUUCCGACACGGAAGUAGCAAAUGGGGGGAAUGAGGGGGGAGGGGAUGCCAUUAGAACCACUUUUUGUAGGUGAAUCUGGGGAAAAAUGUAACGUCUUCUAACGAUGAGGGGGCGGAGGAUGGAGCUCGAAGGGAGCGAAGAAUACACUUUUUUUCGUUUUGUUUUUACUCGCGCUCUGACACCGUGCGCGACAUUCGGUACACUUGCUUUAAUAAUGUGAGACUGCCAAUCCACGUACUUUUGUGACCGUGACGUGACCGUGACCGUAUGUGUUGUGACGUGUGUAACUGGGGGAAUGGGGGAAUGCACAAAGGGUAAGCGUGCAAGGCACGUUUGUCAAUUCCCGGCCGGUUGUGUAGUAGCCAUUUUAUGUAGAUAGGAACAAAUAUGGAUGUGCGCCGACGAUAGUGGAGUGGAAGGAGUCGACGGGGACUAUUUAGCCAAUCGGAAGUCAUUAGAUAAAACAAUGCAAACACACACACACACACAAACGCACAGCAAAUCUUAGAUAAAAUAGUUACAUUGCGCACACAUAUUAAUAUAUACACUAUACACUCAACAACAAAAAAAAAACAACCUUAAAACGUUAUCCGAAAAGUCUGACCAAAUUCUAACGGGAGUGAAGCAAAAAAGGACCGUAAAAAGGAAACUAUACACAAAUGGCCCGCUAAACGAAGCAAAACAGGUGGCAGGUGGCAGAAACGAACGCUAAAGUCAAUAACUAAUGUAGGUGUACUGUGUCUAGUAGGGCGCAAGCAAAGGACAAACAAUUCAACGGAAGGAAGAAACGCAAGCAAAAGGCGCAUGGUUGAGGUUGCGUGUGGCGAGACCGUACAAAACCGUACAAAAAAAAAUAACACCCCGUUGCUGUAGGUUUAGUGUAGUUUCGUUUCUGUUUUAUACAACUACCUACUACUACCUAACCCCCCCACAACCACAGCCCUGAUCUCACGUCCCCAUUCCCUUCGUCUCGCAUUAUGAGCACCUGUCUAGCGACACAACGCAAAACAGCACGCAGAUUUUUUUUUUCUUAAGUAAAGGACACGCUUAGCACGCCGUUAGGAUGUUUGUGUACAGGGUUUUCCAGGGGUUCUUAUAGUUGUGAGACACUUCCUUGACUCUUUCCUAUGGGAAGUGAACAUCAUAUGAUGGAAAAUGGAAUCCAUGGUACCCUUGAUGGAAAUUCAUAUUGGAUUUGUCCAACAAGGGUGAUAUUGAGUCCAAUUCCCAUUCAAUUAAGUUCAUUUCACGUUAGAAGGAGUCAUUAAAGUGUCCCACACCCUUGAGAACUCCUGGAAAACAAUGUAAAACACUAAGCUUUAUUGUCUAAAGAUUGUCUAGCAAAGUUGUUGGGGUUUCGUUUGCGCUUACUAUCUCUCUCUCUCCCUCAACGGUUGUUAGCGUAUUUGAUAUACGCAACGCAGCUAUUUAUUUAUUGCAUCAAACCCCUGGACUAUUGCUUUUUUUGCGCGCACAAACAAUGAUCAGCACACUUAUGUGUUUGCACCAUGGCACGUACGUUUUUUUUUGUCUAAGAUGGCGUUUUGGGACGUUUGUCUUUUUCUUAACUGUUCCAUCCUUAGGCUGCGGAUCUGUCUUCAAUGCUGUUGUUGUUUUUUUUUUUGCACUGUUCACAACAACAAAGGGACAAAGGCACAAUAGGAAUGCGCACACAUACUUACCUUUACUUAAUGUACGCACACGUAUGGGGAUUACCGUGGGGGAGGCUCUCUGGCACAGCAAAACACGUUGUGGACCGUAGCGCGGUCUGCAAUGUGUCGUGCCGCCGUGAUCUGUUUGUUAGUUGUUUUUUCCUCUUUUUUCUCUUUUUCAUCUUCUUUCUUUCUCUUCCAGUGUGUAACAUUCCGGCAUUAUCGAUAGUGAAUCGUUGUACGGUUAUGUUUUGUUACUUCUGAUCAAAACGUUGUUUACGCACGGUCCGGCAAUGAAAUAUGCGUCUUGGGUGGGGGUAGUGGUGGUGGCCUUUCGUGGGUGGUGGUGGGUUGUUUUGGAGUGGGUUUUCAUACACACUCACACAAAAAAAGGAGACACACAAUACUUAACAAAUAGAAUCACACAUUAGCAGCCUGCUUUACUUAACAAACUAAUAGAAUUAUAAGAAACGGUUCAAAAAACGGCGCAAGCGAUUUUAAAAAGGCAAACGGUGUUUUUGAGGGUUAUCAAAAAAAAAAAAAAACGAAGG
Molecule: messenger RNA, 7231 nt
Organism: Anopheles arabiensis
Lineage: Eukaryota; Metazoa; Arthropoda; Insecta; Diptera; Culicidae
Gene: Stim
Product: stromal interaction molecule homolog
Exons: 9
Coding region: 2053-4581 (842 amino acids)
Biological process (GO): activation of store-operated calcium channel activity; store-operated calcium entry; intracellular calcium ion homeostasis
Cellular component (GO): endoplasmic reticulum; plasma membrane
Molecular function (GO): protein binding; calcium ion binding; calcium channel regulator activity
Source: RefSeq, a predicted model, not a curated record